Messenger RNA from Molossus molossus (Pallas's mastiff bat), 2590 nucleotides. RefSeq names its product dpy-19 like 4 (gene DPY19L4). NCBI's taxonomy places the organism in Eukaryota, Metazoa, Chordata, Mammalia, Chiroptera, Molossidae. Gene Ontology annotation, cellular component: nuclear inner membrane. Bases 343 to 2322 code for a protein of 659 amino acids. The transcript has 19 exons. The record is from RefSeq and is a predicted model, not a curated record. Gene Ontology annotation, molecular function: mannosyltransferase activity.
CAGCUAUCGAACUGCGCCAAAGAAAAAAGCCAAAGUCUUCAGAAAAUAAAGAAUCUGUCAAAGAAGAGAAAAUUGAUGACACUCCAGUUCCUGAAAGAGCUCCAAAACGUAAGAACCUAGAAUUGCCAGCUAAGCUUUUGAGCAAACAUACUGUCAAAAGGACUGCCAGCCUAGAUGAAAAAAGACACAGCUAUUCAGGUCCUAAAAUCAUGUAUAAGUCCCUAACUUUCUUCAUGCAAGAAGCAGCAGGCUCUUUGGGGGUUAUCUUUCUUGAGAAGGAAUGUAUUAUUUCAGCGCUUUGCAAAGAUUUUCAUUGGCUGUCUUGCAGCAGUUACUAGUGGUAUGAUGUAUGCUCUCUAUUUGUCAGCGUACCAUGAACGGAAAUUCUGGUUUUCCAACAGGCAGGAGCUUGAACGGGAAAUCACAUUCCAGGGAGACAGUGCCAUUUAUUACUCUUAUUAUAAAGAUAUGUUAAAGGCACCUUCAUUUGAAAGAGGUGUUUAUGAACUGACACAUAAUAACAAAACUGUAUCUCUGAAGACUAUAAAUGCAAUGCAACAAAUGUCUCUAUAUCCAGAACUUAUAGCCAGUGUUUUAUAUCAAGCAACUGGUAGUAACGAGAUUAUUGAGCCAGUAUAUUUCUAUAUUGGUAUUGUUUUUGGAUUACAAGGAAUAUAUGUUACUGCUUUAUUUGUUACAAGUUGGCUUAUGAGUGGAACCUGGCUAGCAGGAAUGCUUACUGUUGCAUGGUUCAUUAUUAACAGGGUAGAUACAACAAGAAUUGAAUACUCCAUUCCUUUAAGAGAAAACUGGGCACUGCCGUAUUUUGCAUGCCAAGUUGCUGCACUUACAGGCUAUUUGAAAAGCAAUUUAAAUACUUACGGAGAGAGGUUUUGCUACUUAUUGAUGAGUGCUUCAACCUACAUGUUUAUGAUGAUGUGGGAGUACAGCCACUACCUCUUGUUUCUUCAAGCAAUAUCUCUGUUUUUGCUAGAUAGUUUUUCACUGGAGCAAAGUGACAAGGUUCAUGAAGUUUAUAAAAUCUAUAUAUUUUCUCUCUUUCUGGGAUAUUUGCUGCAGUUUGAGAAUUCAGCUUUAUUGGUAUCUCCUUUAUUAAGUUUAGUAGUAGCCUUAAUGCUUAUUAAGUGCCUUCAGCUAAAUGUGAAGAAGGGAAUUGUAGCUAAAAUAAUGAAAGCUAUUAAUUUUUACUUGGCGUGUACUCUGACAGUGACAUUGAAUAUUAUAAUGAAGACGUUUGUCCCACACAAAGAAAAUGGGCACAUGCUGAAAUUCCUUGAAGUAAAAUUUGGACUAAAUAUAACUAAGAAUUUUACAAUGAAUUGGCUCCUAUGUCAAGAAUCCCUGCAGGCACCAUCUCAAGAAUUUUUUUUGCGAUUGACGCAGUCUUCUUUAUUACCUUUCUAUAUUUUAGUGUUAAUUAUUUGUUUUCUUUCUAUGAUGCAAGUUAUUUUCAGGAGAAUUAAUCGUGAGUCCCUGAAAGAAACUGUUACUCUUGAGGAUGGACGAAUUGGAGAAAGGCCAGAAAUAACUUAUCAUGUGAUUCACACUAUUUUAUUGGGUUCUCUUGCAAUGAUUAUAGAAGGCUUGAAAUACCUCUGGACUCCUUAUGUAUGCAUGCUAGCAGCAUUUGGUGUAUGUUCUCCUGAACUAUGGAUGACACUUUUCAAGUGGCUUCGGUUACGAACUGUACACCCUAUAUUGUUGGCUCUGAUUCUGAGCAUGGCUGUGCCUACUAUAAUAGGUCUCAGCUUAUGGAAGGAGUUUUUUCCAAGAUUAAUGACAGAAUUAACUGAACUACAAGAAUUCUAUGAUCCAGAUACAGUGGAACUUAUGACCUGGAUAAAAAGACAAGCUCCAGUUGCUGCUGUGUUUGCAGGGAGCCCACAGUUAAUGGGAGCGAUUAAAUUAUGCACUGGAUGGAUGGUAACAAGCUUGCCUUUUUAUAAUGAUGAUGAUCUUCUGAAGAGAAAUGAAAAUAUCUAUCAAAUCUAUUCAAAGCGAUCUGCUGAGGAUAUUUAUAAAAUACUGACAUCUUACAAAGCUAAUUACCUAAUUAUAGAGGAUGCUAUCUGCAAUGAGGUGGGAACCAUGAGAGGCUGCAGGGUUAAAGAUUUAUUAGACAUUGCAAAUGGCCAUGUGGUUUGUGAAGAGGGUGACAAGUUAACCUACUCAAAAUAUGGGCGAUUUUGUCAUGAGGUUAAAAUUAACUAUUCUCCCUAUGUGAAUUAUUUCACUAGAGUGUAUUGGAACAGAUCUUACUUUGUAUAUAAAAUCAACACUGUGAUAUCCUUUCAGUCUUGAAAAUAGCAGAGCCUUCAUUUCAAAGACUUAUACCAACUGAAGUAAAAUGUUGAUUUUUCUUCUACCAAUGUGGCAUCUUUUUGGAAAUCAGAAUAUGGACAUUUCAAGUGUUGCUGCUGCUUUUCCCCUGCUGCCAUUAACUGGACCCAGUGUUCUGUGGGGGAAUAGAAGAUUAAGCAUUACUGGCCUUUGGUAAAAUAUUAAAUCUUAUCACUCUGCAAUAUUCUGGCCAAGUAUUAUUAUUCUUGUUAUAUGGUCUUUAAAGAUU